AUGGCCUCCCUCCUCGAGCCGGACGACAGUUUCGAGAUUGUCGCCUCCACGGUCAAAUGCAUCUAUGACCAAGCAUGUCGCAAAUGUGGAGGGUUCAGGAGGAUGAUAAUCUUCAUGCCCAAGAAUGGUCAAGUGGUCCGCAAAGUGCGGAUUGAGCACAGCCAAGGCGACACUCCCGGCUACAUGUGGCACCGCAAGAAUGAACAGUGCCAGCGACACCGGGACAAGCGCCAGGUGGAGACGCCAGCUCCCGGCCGACAAGCGUCAGCGAGAAGCGGGCCGCUGGACUGGCACCCAAUGGACUGGGCCAAAACUGGUGGGAGCACCAUGGCUCUGGAUCAGGCUCGAGCAGUAGAUGGAACUGGAACCAGCUUCCAUCAGGGCCACUGGCUAAGCUCACCUUUCCUCCUCGCAGAGGCAUUGCCUCCAUGCGCCUGUCACCGAGCCUGGCGGGAACGCCGUCGCUGGCUUUUUGCAGACAUCAGCCGACGCGAGCGAGGUGCAAUGCCAAAGGUCUUACGUGCACAUGCCAGCUGCGAAAUCCGGCUGUCAGAGUGUCAGAGUGCCAGAGCUGGCCCAUAG
This is a messenger RNA of Symbiodinium sp. CCMP2592, 582 nucleotides long. NCBI's taxonomy places the organism in Eukaryota, Dinophyceae, Suessiales, Symbiodiniaceae. The record is from the annotation of a GenBank genome assembly.